This is a messenger RNA of Papilio xuthus (Asian swallowtail), 501 nucleotides long. RefSeq lists its product as uncharacterized. Lineage: Eukaryota; Metazoa; Arthropoda; Insecta; Lepidoptera; Papilionidae. The transcript has a single exon. The coding region runs from base 1 to 501 and encodes 166 amino acids. The record is from RefSeq and is a predicted model, not a curated record.
AUGGGCGACGAGGCCCCUGAGCCAAGGCAACAUGGUCCUGCUGCGUGUCGUACGAGGCCUUGCCUUAUCUCCGGUAGCCUCCCCUGGGACCUCGAAGCCGGGGUCUUAGUGGAGGUCUACCGGAGAAGAGCCCUGAUGCGGCAGAGAGAGCCCCUCCCGGAAGAGAUCGUACGCUGGAGCAAGGAAGGUCGCGACGAUCUCUUCCGGCGAUGGCAAGAGAGGUUGGCGGACGCCUCGGUGAGCAGUCGCCUCAUCGAGGCCGUCCGCCCCGUCCUGCGCCAGUGGGUGGGUGGAGCGAGGCACCAGGAACCGACUUACUUCCUGACGCAGCUUCUCACAGGGCACGGCUGUUUCAGCCGUUACCUGUGUGAAGUUGUGGGGAUUGAGUCGGGUCCCGAGUGCCACCAUUGCGCGUCCGGCGACGUGGACACGGCAGAGCACACACGCUCGCCGUGUGCACGGGCUGGGACGCGCAACGCGCCACACUCACUGGCACAAUAA